This is a messenger RNA of Postia placenta MAD-698-R-SB12, 477 nucleotides long. RefSeq lists its product as hypothetical. Bases 1 to 477 code for a protein of 158 amino acids. The record is from RefSeq and is a predicted model, not a curated record. Lineage: Eukaryota; Fungi; Basidiomycota; Agaricomycetes; Polyporales; Adustoporiaceae. The transcript is spliced from 2 exons.
AUGGCAAUGUUCAAGAAAAUCUGUGGAAAGACCGCAAUGUCGAACGUCGUGAUUGCUACGACAACGUGGGGAGAACUAGAUGCAGCUCCAGAUCGGAGGAGGCGGGAAGUACUGAGGGAGCAGGAGCUUCAGACCAAUAGCGUAUUCUUCAAGGCGGCAUUCGAUGAAGGAGCUCAGUCUCUCCGCCUCAGUGGCGACCGGUCCUCUGCUAUGGAAGCCAUAAAUUUCUUGAUCAACAAGGAUCCUGUGGUUCUCGAGAUGCAGAGAGAGCUUGUCGAGGGCCGCAAGACACUACGACAAACCGCAGUUGGGAAGAAGCUGUAUAGCAUAUUGAAGGAGACGUUGGAAUGGUUUUCCCAGAAGUUGAAGCAGGACCAGGAUCAGCUCAGGAAAGCUCAGAAAACCCCAGGCAAUCUCACUUCUCAGGACCGGAGCAACCUGGAGGAAAGUAUUGGAGAGGCCGGCGGCGGACACUAA